ACGAAUUUUUCUGUGUAUCAUAAUGCAUGUUUCGUAAAUAUACAAACCCACAAAAAAAUUUUAAAAAAAUUGAUAAUUUUCGUUUUUUUAAAAACACCUCCCGAUUUUUCGAGUUCAUUUAAUAUUGAUGAGAGAUGUGAAAGAUAAUGAUUAUGAUAUUGUAGUUUUACCUGGUGGACCAGGUACUCAAAAGCUUAAAGCAUCUCAAGAAGUUAAAGAAUUGCUUCAAAAGCAAGAGAUGAAUGAUAGGUGGAUAGCUGCAAUUUGUGAUGCACCAACAGUUUUGAAAGCGCACGGAAUCGACAAAGGAAAAACAGUAACUUCUUUCCCUGACGUUAAGGAUGAGAUGACUAAGGAUGGCGAUUACAGAUACAGUGAAGAAAGCGUAGUUGUCGAUGGAAAACUCAUCACAAGUCGCAGUCUAGAUCCAGAAACAGCAUUCUAUUUAGGUCUCACAAUUAUUGAAGAAUUGGUCGGAACAGGUACCCGAGACAGAGUAGCUCAAGGAUUUCUGUAAAAGGAAAAUUCAAUCGUUUGCGCAUAGUCACCAAUCCAAAAUACGUAAUAAAUAUGUAUAUAGUUGAGAUUUAAUUUAUCUUUAUUGAUUAUUAUUGGUGCCGCGAUGUUCAAGUAUCACCUGGAAAUUAUUAACUAAUUAAGUUAAAGAAUAAAGUUAUCUUGUUAUCUACACAA
Molecule: messenger RNA, 693 nt
Organism: Planococcus citri (citrus mealybug)
Lineage: Eukaryota; Metazoa; Arthropoda; Insecta; Hemiptera; Pseudococcidae
Product: Parkinson disease protein 7 homolog
Exons: 5
Coding region: 128-517 (129 amino acids)
Biological process (GO): glycolate biosynthetic process; glyoxal metabolic process; response to oxidative stress
Cellular component (GO): nucleus; mitochondrion; cytoplasm
Source: RefSeq, a predicted model, not a curated record